AGCACUUUUAUGCCUAGACCUUCUGUCCCGGAUUCUCCCUGUCGUGCCAUGCGUGACGGGGUUAUUUCAUGGGAGACGCCGUACUCUUCUGUAGAUGCUCUUCAUAAAGGUCUGGUGGUGCAGGUCAUCUCGGACAAGGAUGUUGCCAUGAAAGCCAUGCUAGGCAAAAGCCGGGCAAAGGACAUGUCCAACUGGUACGGGCAUGUCGUGACUAUCGUGGAGGUGGACAAACGUCGGGGUACUAUCAAAUGCGCUGCCACUGGACGCAAUGCUAAGAAAGAUCCUACCAUUUGGCUGGCCCCUGGAGCGUUGACCAGUGUCGUCAGAUCAACAGAGGAUUUGGUGAGGCGCAAUUUGGAUGCAAUCUACCGUGCAGUUCACCGGCAAAUGGAGCUGUUGCAUGAACUGAACUUGCACGUAUUUUGUCCAGAAGCUCCUCAAGGAGGUGAGAUGUACUGCACGGGCGCAGACAGAGUGCUGAUGGAUCCCGUGAUCAUGACCCAUGGCGCACAAGGACACUACUAUUGCACACUGCGUCUACCAGAGGGAAGGACAUCAGUGACUCUGAGUUUUGUCCUGAACAAGAACACGUCGGGAUUGCUGUCCAGAGGCGUCGACUAUGUCCGCGACUAUCUCCGCGAUCUCUUCGCUGCCAAGCCCACAGAGGGCCUGCUGCACGCUCGUUUGGAUCUAUCUUUGCAACCCGACUCCAUUGAGCCAGUCUUCCACGAGCUGCAAUUGGAGAAGGGCAAAAAUAUACCACAGGAAGAGCUCUUCGACCGUUUUGUUUGUGCCUUUCAUGAAGAAGUGUGCACACUAGGCGCUGAGAUGGAGGCAGCACUGAUGCGGUCUAUACAGCACUUCUCGCAGCUUUAUAACCAGCUCCGCCGAGCUCCAAAAUUGGACAGGUAUUUGAAAGUGCUCGAGCAGCCUUGCUUCGCUUCCCAGGGCGCUUUUGCCGCCUACGUCCUUGGCAGGCUUGGGACUACACCCCUUCCAGGUGGCUUGGUCUUGGUCGAGCAGAGGAACUCUGGAAAGAAGGACGCCACAAACAGAAUGCUGCGGGAAGUUGUGCAGGUGGAAGGCAAAGAUUUGCUUGUCCGACCGCUGAUUGUGUUCAAAGGCAAGGCAGAGAGGGUGCAGCGGCAGGCUGCAGAGCUCAUUGCGAUUGAAUUAAGUGGCGCAGAGAAGGUGCUCGAAUCUUUGCGCUGCUCCAGCGACAGCCUGGAGUUUGCGCUCCUGCGCGAUGACGAGGUGGCGCAACACGGACUACACCGGCUGAUGGUCAGCGAUGCGAAGAAGGGAGGAGAGCAGUGGAUCAACUUCACCAGGUUCUUGGUGACGUUGGAGGCGGAAGUUGGGAAACUUGGCCUGCACACCAUCCUGCAGCCUGUGAGUUUCUGUCGUGCAGGCCAUCGUGAUGCAGAGAUCCGAGCCUCCUUGCAAGACAUGCGACCUUGUAUCGACGAGAUGACGCCUGAGACGCGGGAAGCUUUUUUCAAGGCAUUGUUGGGGGAGCGGUUCUGCAUCAUGGACUUGGUGUGGGUGCUCUCCGCAUGUGAAGCGCCUCCGCAGCGGUCCACACUCCAAGCAGUGAGCAGCUUGAUUGGCCUGGGCUCUGCUGCAGCCAAUGACGAUGGUGAGGCCCUGGUGCACAAGAUCCUGGGCAGCCUGGCAUGCACCCACUACAUCCAGCAGAUGAAGCUCUGUCCCGCGAACCUGGGCGACGUGGGCCGCGCCUUUGCGGGCGCCAGCGGCUUCGUGCGGGGCCAGCUGCCGCACCUCAUGGAGGAGCUGCUGACCCGAGCCAUCCGAGGAGCCUGGCCCAACUUGGAGGAUGCCAUGGCCGGCUUUGCGCAGCUGCUGGACGCGGCGGGCGACACCGAAGAGCUCAAGCGCUGCGUGCAGCUGCUGUGGCAGGUCUGCGCAGCCACACCCAAGGGUCAGCCUGAGCUUUGUCAGCGUGUGCUCCGGCACCUGGCUGGGUACAUGCACUUCCUUGAGGCAAGCGCCGUGUUCUCUCAGUACAUCGCUCUGCGCAUGGAGUCAGCAAAGUCGGCGCCUUUCUCGAUUCAAGGAUCGACUAGGUGGAAGAAAGAUGCCGAGAAAGUUCUGCUGGCGUUGGCCGCCGGCACCGAGCUGCUGAGCGCGGGGAAGUGGGAGAUCGUCCGCCAGGAGCCGCAGAUGAUCACCCGCCAGGUGAAGCGAGCCUGCGAGGCGUACCAGGGACUGGCGUUGCUACACGCGCUGGAGGGACUGCGAGCUUUGAUUGGGGAGGAGAUGUGCACUGUCCUGGUGACCAUGAUUGAAGAGCGGGCACCCAUGGUUGUCAGCGACCCCAAGGCCUUUGUUGAGGCGGCGGAGGUGUCAGUCGCGGUUUUGCAGGCCAAGGGAGCCCGGCAGCGUCAUGUAGAAGAUGCUGUUGUGGCACUGCUGGACGCAGCGACCCAAAAGGUGGACUUGCAGAUGUUGGUCGAUGAUGAUGCAGCGUCCUGGCGGCUGUUCUUGCGGGCGUGGUCAUCCCUUGGCGGGAAGCUGCAAGCGCAGAGUCACCUUCACGAUGCAGCAACGCUCAUCCGGCAUACCUUGAAGCAGAUUCAUGAAGGCUCCAUCACGCUUCAGUCAGCUGAAGACUUGCUGAAGUAUCCCAAAAGCACGCUGCUGGACUUGUUGGAUAUCUUUGCACAGGAGCUGUUUUGGACCACGGUUGACAACGAAUGGGCUCGAUCAGCCGUGGUAUCGCUGGAGCAGGAUGUGUCCAAGUACACACAGGCGGCGGCUCGCGCCCGGGGGUUCCUGGCGCUGUGCCGGCGCGUGCGGCUCUGGGACGCUGAAGCGGUGAAUUCCUUGGGGUCUGCAGUGCUGCAGUUGGACAGAGAAAGGCCCGUCCGAGAGCUGAAGGAUGUCCAGGGACGUUGGUGGUUCUGCGCCCAUCCUGCUGCCCAGAACUUGCCAGACUGUGGCAUGUUUCUGCGGGCAGCCUGCGAGUGGGCGGAAAGGUUCGAGCAUUGCCGCGGUGACGAUGAUAGCGACCAGGAUGACCUGCCCGGAGAGAGUGAUGGCCUGCAUGACCUACAGCAGCUGGAGGCAGAGUUGGGCAUACAUGGAAAAGGGGAUUGCGCUGCGCUGAUGCUGGAUGUGGAAGGUCUAUUCGAGACUUUCAAGAGUUUGUGCGAACAAAUUGCGCAGACACCAACAACGAGCUUGAGCUAUCAAGCUGUGAAGAGCGUGCUUCCGCUAGACGAGGCGGAAAGUAUCGGAGAGCAUCUUCGCCAAGCAAGCGGCGUGAGCAAGAUUGACUUUCCAGACUCACUCGUUGAAAUACUGGAGAGGACUGCCCGUCUAUCCCGGGCAGCGAAAGACGUCCGGGCAGUGUUUAUGGCUGCUGAUGUUUGUGGCUUCGAGCCUCUCUCCGGCAAUGCGCUGGCCAUGCGACUGGGGAGUUUGUCGAAAACCACGGAGCAACUUCCCGCACUUUCCAUAGAAGCAGUUUCUUCGCAGAUGUGCUCAGAUGAUUUUCGGCCUCUUACAGUUCAACAGGUCGCAGAUGCCGUGCGGCAAGCUGAUGAUGAGGUGUUGUCCCCACUACAGACAUGUGGCAACCUGAAGCUCGUCCGUGCGCUCGCGGAGGCCGCCGAGCUGUACGACUUUGUCAAGCCCUUGCUGAGUGAGGACCUCAUGCCUUUGCAUGAUUCCGUCGAGACCCACUCGGACGAGCUGCUCCGCGCAGAUACCGUCUUUGCAUUGCUGGACGUGCAAAGCUUUUUCCGAGCCUUGCGAAGAGCGGGGACAAGGAGAGGCUUUGUCGCCGCGCUCAAUUCGUGCAUCACAGAGCUGACAGACGUCAAAGACAUUGCGGGCAAGCUGGCGACUUGCACCCAGCAUUGCCACGGCCUUGAGAACCUCUAUCGGAACUUAGCCAAGCGCGAGGAGGUUGCCUCGGAGAAGAUCCGGGCGGCGGUGAAGCAGGGGGUCUUCGCGGUGACCUGCCAGGGCGGGGCCACCAACGCGCUGCUGAGCUACCGCCGGGAGGGGUCCAGCUCCAUGACCCUCUCCAGGCAGGAGCUGGUGGACUUGAGGUCGCGGGCGCUGUUGUCAGGGCAGGACCUGGAGAUCAUGGCCGCCUUUGUGCAGCAGGUGGACGUGUUGCUGGUGGCCUGCGGCCGCCUGGACACGCUCUGCCAGGAGGGCUUCAUCUGGGCCCGGGAUGUGCGGCACGAGGCGGCGAACCCCAACUCCCUGCAGAAGCUGCAGGCGUUGGAGGCCCAGUUUCAGGCAGACUUGGAGGAGUGGCGGCUGAGGUUGCAGGAGGCGAGGGCGAACUACGUGGAGCUCACCUUCCUCUACUCCCAACAGUUCUGGCUUCUGGCGGACUUCCUGGCGCACACUGUUAUGGAUGAUUCCGACUUGGACAUGGUCAUGUCCAUUUUGGGCUACAUCCAGGGCCGCGCCCUGAGCGCCGCGCAGCGCGCGGCGGCUCUGCGGCGGCCGCGGGUGCCGUGGGCUCCGCGGAACGAGAUGCGGCGGUGGUUCCAGCAGCUGGGCCAAGGACUGGGCGAGGUUCUUGCGCUUGUCACGGGCAAGCGGGGCAACUUCAUCCCGACGGCCAAAUCUUUGGCGCUGGACCGGAUUGAAAUUGGCCUUCGCAGCGUGGUGAAGCCCGGCGUCGUGCGCACAGUGCAGGCCGACAGACAAGAGGAUGUCUUGCGGCUGGCUUUGUCUUUCUAUGCAGGAGUGGGAAGCUUGCCGCGCGCCCACGAGAUGCUCUUCUGCUCGGGCAUCACGACCUGGCCGCAGCUGGAUGCCUUCCUGGAGCGCUGCCGUCACGUCGCGGGCAUGUACUGCAUUUUGCACGUGGAGCGGCUGACCUACUCCCUGCAGCACUUGCUGGUUCAGCGCAUCAAGUCAGGGCUGGGGCCGUCCUUCCAGCUGGUGCUGGUGGCCGUAAGCGAAGAGCUCUCCCAAGUGCACGCGAUGAGGGAGCUUCCGCCACAGCCAGCGCACGCACUAUCACCAGAAGGCUUGAAGGACUUCGUGAGGCACUUGGUGCCCAACCUGGUCUGCGUCGUCUCUGAGGACGCCGGGUGCGGCAAAAGCGAGACCAUCCGGCAGCGGGCGUUUGCCCAGCGCAAGUUGCCCAUCACGGUUCCCCUCAGCGGCCCACUGAGGCUCGGCAGCUUUAUCCGGAGGCUGCUGGCGCAGAAGUGGCACGCGCACAGCUGCCUGCAUUUGGACAUCGGCCCCACAGAUGAGCUGGAUUUGCUGAACGACCUCCUGAUCCAGAUCAGCUUCUGGGGCUGCGUUCAGGCCGAGUCCGACAUCGCGGUGGUUCCCUGCAGCUUCACUUUUGUGGAGCUGGCGAACCUUUCCACCCCUGUGCUGCGGAAGCUCGCCUUCUGCAACUUGGUGUCGCCGAAAGCCGUGCGCUUCUCCUUGGACUCGUUCCAGGUGUGCCGGGCACCCCGCAGUCCCGCCCAAGUGGUCUGCCGCGUGCUGGAUGCGCUGCACGACCGCAGGCUGGACUCCCAGCCCUUGCGCCUGGAAGACCCCGUGUCCCUUCCAGCAACCCGAUGCCUCGAUCUGUUGCAGGAGUACAUUGUCAGGCGCCUCCAAGGUCCCUCCUACGCGCUGGUGCACACGGUUCUGCGGGUUCUGGCGCCGCAGCUGGUGAGCUUCGGGCACUCGGCCUACUUCGAUCCCAAGACCCUGAAGCAGCUGCAGCUCCCAGCCAGCCUCCGCACCCAGCUGGUGGAGCAGCUGAUUGAGGCGUGCAUUAGCUUCACCACGCGCGCCGUGACAGCUGGCAAGUUGCGACAGCGACGGCAACACGCCGAUCAGCCUCCAGGUGCUGCUGAGGCAUUCCAGGGCAUGGUGCGCUGGUCAGAGACGAAGCCACUGCUCCUCUUCAACCGCUUUGACCGCCAGACGCUGUCGCUUGUCUACCGCAAGGAGAGCGACGUGCUGGAGACCGUGGCGAAGCUCUUCCGGUCGCAAGCCAACGGCCAGCGCUUGCCGUGCUUCGAGUCCAUGAGCACACGAGAACUGGAGGAGCGGUUGGGGAGGAUGAUCUUGCCUCUGGGCAAGGAGUUGGGCAAGCCAGCAGAGGGCAGCAGCUAUGUGGUGAGUCCGGAUAAUUUUGUGAAGAUGGUCUGGAUCGCCUUGCGGGUGGAAAGUUGUGUGCCCGUGAUCAUCAUGGGAGAGACCGGCUGCGGAAAGACUUCGCUGAUCCGGCAUCUUGCCAAGCUCCUGUCAGUGAAGUUCAACUGCCUCAACGUUCACGCGGGGACGUCUGCGGAGGACAUCAUCAACUUUGUCCAACGAUGCGCUGGUGAGAGCAGGCAGGCUCAGACCUGGGCAUUCUUGGACGAGGUGAACACCUGCGAGCACAUGGGCUUGGUGACCGAGAUCAUGUGCCAUCACCGCUUGCUGGGCAGUCCUUUGCCAGACAGCUUGGUUCUGUUGGCUGCUUGCAACCCAUACCGCAAGAAGCCUCAGCUGAGCCGCGAGAUGGCGGCAGCGCAGGCUGAGUUGGUCUUGAGCGACACGAGCAGGAAGAGGAAGAUGUCCAGCCUGGUCUAUAGCGUGCAGGAGCUUCCAGAGACGAUGUACGACUACCUGUAUGACUUCGGAUUUCUGGGCGAGAAGGAGGAGGAGAGCUACGUCAAGGCAAUGGUGCAGCCGGUUUUCAACCCCAACUUGGUCACAGGUGCUGACCGAGGAUGGUGUGCCUGUGUGUGCGAGCUCAUCCUAUUUUCUCAACAGUUCACUUCCGAACACCAGCCGGACUGCCUGUUGAGCCUCCGCGACGUGAAGCGCACGGUGGAGCUCAUUCGUUGGUUCCAGGAUAAUUUGACGCACAGAGAGCGGGCAAAGUCGAGGCAACACAAGCGCGAACUUCCCGACAACACGCCGCUUACAGAGGAGGGGCGGAGGUUACGGGCAGUGCUGAACGCGCUGGCAGUAUCAUACCACUGCCGCUUGCCGACGCGCAAAAUUCGCAAUGAGUACCGUGCGCGAGUCGCUCAGAUUUUGACCUAUCAUCGCAAAGAGGUACCUCGGAAGUCCUUCAUGAGGGACUGGCAUGAUGGAGACGUCAUCAACUGUCUCGUGAUGGAUGAGAUGAAAGCAUAUUUGCACCACAUGACGCCUCCUAAAAUGACUGCUCUCAAUGAUGCAUUGCUGGAAAACGUGUUUGUGAUGAUGGUUUGCAUUUUGAACCGCAUCCCCGUGUUUGUGGUGGGCAAGCCGGGAAACUCCAAGUCGUUGGCGUUGCGCAUCAUCCACGCGAAUUUGCGCGGCAGUGAUUCCCAGCACGAGCUUUGGAGGCGCUAUCCCCGCAUCUACGUGAUCUCCUAUCAAGGCUCAGACGUCUCCACUAGCGAAGGCGUGACGAAGGUCUUUGAGAAAGCCGAGCAGUACAAGAAAAAACAACUUUCGCAAGGGAACAGCGAGGUGUUGGUGCACUUUGAUGAGAUUGGGUUAGCAGAAGCAAGUCCGAACAACCCUCUCAAGGUCUUGCACGCCUAUUUGGAGCCGGGCUAUCCCAAAGACCGGCCUGACUAUGCAGUGGUUGGGCUAUCCAACUUCCCCUUGGACGCAGCAAAGAUGAACCGAGGCAUUGCCCUCGUGCGGCCGCCGCCCAACAAGUCCGACCUGCAGAAGACAUUGGAAGCAUUAUGCGAGAGGACUCCCCUUGAAAUGGAAAAGGAACUUCGUGAGCAGUUGGCCAUUGCCUACUGUGCGUACUAUCAGGAACAGCCGACUCCUGACUUCCACGGCUUGCGAGAUUUCUAUUUCUUGGCCAAAACUCUCGCGGUGAAAUGGCCCAGGCAGCUGGACAAAAGGCCACGCGCAAUCUUCCAAGCGGUGUGCCGCAACUUUGGGGGCUUGCCCUUUGACAUCACGGGGAAUCCUGGGCAGUCGUUCUAUGGCGGCAGUGACGCGUUUGCUCGAUGCCCCUUCUUGCAAAAGAACAGUCGUAGGUUGGGCUUGCCGCCGAGUUGUGCGUCGUGGCCCAUCAGUGUAGUUGACAUGCUGGAAGAGAACCUUCGAGACAAGCAGAGCGCGCGGCACUUGCUUUUGGUUUGCGAGGGCGAGGUGCAGGUGGCGCUGGAAUUGGUUCGCCAAGCGGCAGACCGUCAAAACAAACAUCUGCAGAUCAUGAUGGGCUCAACGUUUCAGGAGGACAAAUCCGACCUCUACUCAUUUGGACUGCUCAAGCGGAUUGUUUUGAGCAUGGAGAGGGGCGACAUCCUGGUCAUGCGAGCUUUGGAUACCAUCCACGGCAGCCUGUACGACAUGCUGAACAUGAGCUACACCUCUUUGGACAACAAGAAGCUUUGCCGCAUUGCGCUGGGCGACAAAGACAUCUUGGCUGAGGUGAACGAAGACUUUCGCUGUGUUGUGCUCCAGGAUGCGGCAGAGCUGCAGACCGCCGACGCGGCGUUCUUGAAUCGCUUCGAGAAGCACUGUGUUGGCAUCAACGACCUGGUCACCGACCCUGUCCAGCGCCGGGCUGUGCAGGAGCUCGAGAGGCUGGCAGGAGUGGCCGCCCAGCCACCAGGCUCUUCCGGGAACGCGUCGCACGAGGUGCGGAAGCUCUUCGUGGGUUGGGGCCUGGAGACGGCCGCCUCGCUGGUGAACCACGUGGCACAGAGGGGCGACCGCCAGCUUUCGCCUGCGCGCCUGGUGUCGGAGGCCUGGCGCGAGUUGGCGGCCGUCGCCUCCUUGGACGGCAUGCUGAGGGCGACGGAGCUGUCGCUCUGGGCGCACGAGGCCAAGGAAGAGGCCAAGGAGUGGCGGGAGCACUUCUUCGCCCAGCCGCAGUCCUUGCAGGACUGGCUGCUCUCCAACGGCUGGCAGAACGCGCCGGAGGGGGCCGCGGUCCGGUUUGCGCUGGUGCUCACCACGUCGCCGCUGCAGGUGGACCUGGGUCCGGUGCUGGGCGGGGUCCCGGCCUUCCGUUGCCUGGCGGUGGACGCGCUCACCUCGGAGCUGGACCUCAUCCAAAAGCUGGAGGAGUUCAAUGAGGCCCCGCUGCCUGCAGGCUCAGUGCUGGUGCUUCAGCUGAGGGCGGACUCGCCCCACACGGAGCUGCUGCGGCACCGGGCUGCUGGGCUGCGGGCGGACCGCCGCGCCCUGCUGCUGCUGCACGGCUCGCGGCACCUGCUGGCGUCCUCCAAACUGCGUCUCCGCCUGAACUUCCAGUCUGACUGGGCGCAAGUUUUUCUGGAGCAGCUGACAAAGGACUCUCGUUUGAAUGUGCGCAAGUGUGUGGAGUCGUCGCUGGAGAACUUGCUGAAGGAUGAUGGACCGAUGCCUUUCCAAUCCGUACUUGAAAGCGUGCUGGCAGAGUGCUUCUGGUACAUCGCGUAUCCGGCCACCGCCGCAGCUGCAGAGCAUGUUGAGGAGGCCACGCGCUUGGUGCUUGGAGACCGCGACCUGCUUGCUCUGCUGAAGGAGAUCUGCCUGAAGCGACUGGAGCGCAGGCGGUGGCCUCGCGGGCCCUGGUGGUAUGAGGUUGUGAAGGACACGCAACUCCUUCAAGGUCACUCAAGCUUCAGCGAUUGCAUCGAGGCCUAUGUCCGGAAUUUGGUGCGUCGCCCUGCGGCCACCUUGAUCUAUUUGCUCGAGAAGAGCUGUGCUUUGCGGACUCUGAGCAGUGAGAACCUCCGACCGGCCUGGUUCGAGAUGUGCCGGGACCUGGUGUUGCCCCAAUUGGAGGCCGUGCCGGAGCCCAAGGGCCCCGAGUGCUACCCCUAUGGCCGGCACCUGCAGUUGCUGCGCCUGCCCUUCUCCGCCAUCUUCGCGGAUCGCCUCGACGGGUUCCGCGGCCUCUACGAGGAGCACCUCGCGGCCGGCGCCGACGGCGCAGCCGACGGCGCGGAUGGCGCCGAUCCGCGGCUAAAGGAUCUGAAGGCGUCGAUGGAGGCGGCCGUGGGCAACGCGUCGUACUUGGCGCUGCUCGUGGAGCACCGCGACGCCUACGCGGAGGACCUGGCGGCCCUGCGGCUCACCGCGGUGCCGCUGCCGCAGGCGGACCAGCGCCGGUUCCUGCGGCCCAUCUUGGACCAGAUGCGGCACUGCGGGAUCCCCGAGCUGCACCAAUUCAUGUGGCGGAACCAGGGCACCCUGCACAUCGCGCUGCGUCAGCUGGCUGCAGUGCCCGCAGCCGUCCGUGAUCUGCAAGGGCUGAUGCAGGCCAUGCAGGGCAAGGAAAGGGAGCUUGUGCAUGGGGACAUGGCUGGCAUGAUGCGUCUCAUUACUUCGCACUGCUGCACUGCCGUGCAUCCCACCGCUUUUACGCUACAGCAGCUGGGAGUGGAUUGGCUGCCGGUGGCUUCCCGGGUGCUUUCGGCUGCCUGCGGUGCUUUGGACCACGUCCCGGUGGAGUCCAGGCUUGGCGUGGUGGAGGUCAGCGCGCUGCACGUCGUGGUGGAGCUGAGCCAGCGGAUGGACGCGACGGAUCUGCUGGACUUCUGGGGCUCCCUCGACCUGGAGCCCAUCCGGCGCCCCGAGCAGCUGUCCUCUUUGGUGCAGCAGGGCCUGCAAGCCGCGCAGCGCCACUUGAGCCCCACCGCGCUGAAGCGCUUCCACCUCUUCGCGCACCAGAGGCUGUUGGAGCACGGCGCCUAUGACGGGGUGCUGCAGAGCAUUGCGUCGGGUACGGCCGCGGUUGCAACGGCCAUGCUUCUGCGCGGCUUGGUUCAAUCUGCCGUGCGGGAGCAUCCCCAGUGCUUCACUCAAGUCCUCGAGCAUCUCGGCUGGCCUGCCUCCGUGAACUGUACCUCCUUGCGCGCUUUGGACCAGCUGGCCAGGAAGGCAGGCGCCGCAGCCCCUCUGAAUGCCGUGCUGUGCGUGGAACUGCAGCAUUUCGGCUUUUCCGAUGUGCCUGCCUCUGCUGUUGCAGCCGGAGCGGCAUCGCUUCGCUCCAUGACGAAGGAGAACUUCCGCCUGAACCACGUGGUGGCAGCGGCCGCGCUGCGCCUGGCCGCAGUCCGCGCAGCUUCUCUCAUUGAGGAUGGUGGCGAAUGGGAUGAGCUCGACGGUGUGCUGAGUGCCGUGUGCCGGCCAGGCGAGCCGGGAGGUGAGGGCGCGGUGCUCCCAUCUCUGAUUCGUGCUGCGGUGCUGCGGGAGGUCCAUCGCCGGGUGGGCGAUGAAGAGCAGGUGGCGGAGUCCUGCCGACACAUCCCCUGGUUGGCAGGCGUGCUUCCUAUUCCAGGUGCGGCGCCUUUGCUGGCCGGCGCAGUGCCACUGUUUCUGGGCGGCUUCGCGCCAGAGGCAGUGGAAGCGGCGCAGGUCAUCAGCACAUCUGCCAUCCAGCAGAUGGACACGCCGCAGCUGCGCGAGCUGGCAGAGGCGGCCUCGGCUUCGGCCUCGGCGUCCAUCUGGCGCUUCGCCUUCUUCGCGGGCUCCUCCAGCCUCCUUUGCCACACCGAGGCGCGUGCUGAGCAGCGGGAGGCGGCGCGGCUCUGGCUUUUGAAGCACCCGCAGCUGCAGAAGCUGCCUGGUCUUUGCAGGGGGAAUCGCGAGAUUUUGCCAGCUGAGAUGCAGCACAGACUGCAGGUCUCGCCUUUGCCGCUGCUCACGGCGCUGCAUCUGGCGGCAGCGCUGCUCGAUGCGCCGACGUCAGGCUUCUCCGCGCCCUUCAAAGAGGUGGCGGCAGGGAAGAUGGAAGGCUUCCUGCCAGCCAUGCCAGAGGACGAGGAGCAGGUCAUCCUUAAGGCGCUGAUGGAUGGCUACAGGGAUGCUCAUCACCGGGGACACACCAGGUAUCAGUGCCCGUGUGGCUACCGGUACAUUGUGGCAGACUGUGGUCAUGCAGUGCAGGAAAGCAGCUGCCCGCAGUGUCACAAGACGAUUGGCGGCACAGAGUUUGCAACACGUAACAACAAAAGACUCGAUAAACAGGCCCAGCAAGGCCAAGUCCACGGGGAGGCUGGGUACAUCACCCACGCUGCAUCUAGGGACCGCCAGCAAUCCGUGCGCCUUCUGGCGCCUUUGCCUUUCCGCGCAUUGCACUUCUUGCUGCACUCCGCUCUGCUGGGCUCACUCUUUCGUGGCGCAGCCUCUCUGUCUCUCAGCCGCAUUCUGGAGCACCUGGAAGCUGACUGGCACGUGUUGCACACAGCCCUGAACUGCGCACCUGCCGGCUUCUUCAUGGACAUUGCAAGCCGGCUCCUCUUUCCACACGACGCGGGCGGUGCUGUUGGCGCGGGAUGCCUCACCGGCGCGCAGCGCGGACCCUGGGAAUUGCGGAUGGCGCAGGUAGUGGUGGAGCCUUGCUUGGAUAGGGCGCAGCGGGCGGACUUCGAUUCGCAGCUCAACUGGGCCGCCUCACUGGGUGAUGUCCAGGCGUUGCCUUUGCUGUUGUCGGACCACGUGGCGCCGCCGGGCGCGCAGCCGGCACGACCCUGGCAGGCGGAAGGACCGGCUCCAGAUGUGCAAGACUUCGAACUGCUCGCUGCUCGAAGGGCCUUGGAGCUGGGCGCCGGAGACCUGAGCUUCGCCAAGUGCCUGGCGCGGCGCGGGCUGGAGGUCACGGCCACGGUGCUGGAGGCCUUCCCCGUGGUGCGCUCGCGCUACACAGAUGCAGUCGACAGGAAUCGUUCGGAACUUGAGCAAGCCGGAGGGAGAGUCCUGGACUACAUUGACGCGACGACCUUGCAGAGUUCCAGGCUGGCGGGCGAGCAGUUCGACGCCGUGAUCUACAAUUUCCCAUAUGCUGGGACCUAUUUGGACAAUGUUGGCAAGCUGCCUGCUGAGAGUCGACUCAGCCUGCACACAGCUUUGCUGGAGGGUGUCUUCAAGAGCACACGGUCAGUGCUGACAGGGGACGGUAGCAUUUGGAUCGGACUGCUGAGUAGCCAGUUCAAGGAGUGGCGAGUGGAUCAGUUGGCGCAGCGUCAAGGCCUUUUCCUUGUGGAGGCCAUUCCCUUCCCACGCCGAAGCUUCCCGGACUAUUCGCCGGUCUGGGGAGACGAUCGAGAUUUUGAGAGAAGCCAACCCUGGCAGAUCUAUGCAGGUAAACCCGCAGUCCUCUGCCGCUUCAUGACCACUCCAAACCGGGCGCGGCAGAUGGAGCGGGCGAAGCCUCCGCCUGCGGAGGAUUCCUCCAACGAGGUGCCUCUGGCCCUCUGCCGAUGGAUGCGUUUGGUGGAGAUGCCUUCGCUGAGCAGGUUGGAGCUGCAGUUCCAGUCAAAAUCUGCGCUGGCUGAGAAGUUCCAGCUCUUGCACGCCGUGCUGAAUGCCCGCGGCUUGCAACUGGUGGGCUGUUUGGCCAGCGUCAUGGAGUGGCUGCGCUUUGUGAGGCGCCACUUCGAGUUCCAGUUGAGCCGCGGCCAGGCCAGCGCCACGCGGAUCAGGGAGGCGCUGGCAGACGUGUCUGUGCGGGAAGUCGACGGGCGAAGCGGGCGAUGCGGGAGCGACGGGCGGCGGCUCUUCGAGGCCUUCCAAAGGGCCUGGGCGCUGUGCGCUGCCGAGGGCUUCCUGGCGCGCCGGGACUGCGCGGAGCUGCCGGUGCUGAGGGAGGUGACGCUGGAGAGCCCGCUGGCCCUGAGCUGUCCGGACAGGACGCAGGAGGGCUCCUACGUGCACGCGCUGGUCAACAGCCUGGUGGACCGGCAGAACGAGUUUCUCAAGCAGGCCCUGGAGAUCGCGGGCCAGAAUGGGCCCAGCGCCUGGCGUGUCCGCAGCGCCUGCGAGUACUGGUUCCACAAGGGCCAGGUGUCUUUGCCAUCUGUGGGUGUUGAAGACAUCCAGAGCCACCACCUGGUGCAGGCAGAGGACUUGACGUGGCUGGCGCACUUUGGCAGCGCUGGGGCCCUCGCUGGGUGGGAGGCCCAGCGCUCGGAAGGGCCUGAGCUGCUGACCCCAGGCAGCGCUUGCAUCUUCGACUGGGCGCUGAUGGAGCAACGGGUGGCGGAGCGCUUGCUGCAGAAGGCGGUGCUGCUGGAGCCGGUGCUGCAGCCCUUCCCAUUCAGGGGCGAGGCCUUUGUGAACGACUACUGCUUCCUGGCGGCGGCCUGCGACCAGGUGCCCCAGCAGCCCUGCCCGGCCGCGGCGCGAAGGUUCCUGCUGCAGGCCGCGAAGCCCGAGGAGCUCAUGGCCUUCCUGCAGGCGGGGAUCUCCGUGCUGCGGCGCCUGGCCCCGGCACCCGGCCUGGGCCUGGCGGACUUCUGCCGCCGCUGGCUGAAGGCCUCCCCCCUGCAGGGCCUGGUGAGCCAGCCGCCCUGCCGGGAGCUGCAGGUGCAGCACUUGGUGCACCUCUUUGAAGUGGUAGAGCUGCAGGCGGCUGAGGAGGUGUUGGAUUCCAUGCCGGACAGGUACCAGGAGGAAGUGGACGAGAAGGUUUUGCCGUGUUUGAAGAAGUGGCGGGGGGCGUCGGCCCAGCUGGCCCACGACGUGUUGCUGCGCCUGGUGAUCCGUCUUCUUCACUCUGGUCACGGGCGGAAGACGACGGAAAGAGUGUCAGACUGGGCAGCGACAGCAUUGGCGCAUGACGUGCAGGAAACGGAGGAGGGCUUGUUCGAUGACUUGCAGCUGAAGCACAUCGGCCAAGCCAUUCGUUUUGCGAAGGAUCGCGUUCAGACUGAGCCCAGUGGGGGGCAGGCUAGUGCUAUGGCAACAACAACUUGAGUGAGCCGGUGUAGUAUAGUCUUGGUUCUCGCGGUGCAUGACUCCACAACCGCUUGGGACACGUGCC
This is a messenger RNA of Effrenium voratum, 14704 nucleotides long. The record is from the annotation of a GenBank genome assembly. Lineage: Eukaryota; Dinophyceae; Suessiales; Symbiodiniaceae.